AUGUCCAAAAAAAUUGUCGGCAUUAAAAAAUCAUUAGCACAUACAUUGCGGCAGUCACAAUCAACAUUAUUAAGCAAGUUACGCUCAGCAUCGACAGGCAAUUCAGCUUUGUCAAAUAAUUUACACUCAGCAUCGGCAAGCUAUUUACAUUCAGUACCGUCAAACAGUUCACAUUCGGUAUCAGCAAGAAAUUCAUAUCCAGUAUCGGCGAGCCAUGUCGAACCUAUUCGAGAAACUCUUGACACAAGCUCUAUGGCUAAGAUUCUGGUUAUCGGCGAGACGGGUUCAGGAAAGUCUACAUUUAUCAAUUAUUUGACAAAUUAUUUUCGAAACGGAACCUUACAAAACCUUCGAGUCGCUAUACCAUCCAGAUAUCAUCCUCAGCCUACCGAGAACUUUGGCUACAAUGAAAAUGAUGUGAACAACACCAGUCAGUCAAAAACUGAUUCAUGCAAUCAAUAUAUGUUUGUGCAUAACGGCAAACAAUAUCUAUUUCUCGACACGCCAGGCCUAGCAGACACAAGAGGUGCACAACAGGAUGAUAAAAACAUUCUCUGCAUUAUCGAUGCGGUUGAACAUCUCGGUGGUCUCACAGCAGUUGUUAUUGUCGUCAACGGCGCUGUGUGUCGAUUAACAGUAAAUCUUCGAAAUGUGAUUGCACGACUACGCGGUAAUUUGCCGGAUGUUGUUAUGGAUAAUGUCAUUCUUGUAUUAACGAAUGCCACUCGGCAUGCAGCUAAUUUCAACAUAACUUCUUUCAAUCUGAAUGGAAAUGUCUAUCCAUAUUAUAUGCAAAACUCUGCUUUCUCUCAAGAUCCAGCAACGUGGUCAACAGCGGCUCUUACUUCAUUGCAAUAUGAAUGGGAUCAGUCGAUGAAUGAACUCGCAGCUCUAUUGGGAACCAUUGAUUCGUUCAAAACGAAAUCGGUAUCAGCAUUCAAAACGAUGAAAGAUAUUCGAUGUGAGAUCAAGACACUUAUGCACUCAAUCCAAUUAGAAAUUACUCAGAUUCAAAUGAUGCAGGAUGAAAUCGCUGCGUUCGAGAAUGCUGUGCAAAGUGCUGACAACAAUCUUGUUCAGUUCAAAGAUUACAAGAGAGAACGUAUGGUAGAAAAAAUCGAACUUGUCGAUACCGAUUAUUACAGUACAUUAUGUCAGACAUGUAAUUAUGUAUGUCAUGAUAAUUGUAAUUUGGAUGAAACAACAACUGUGGGAUCUCAAAUCUUUCAACAUUGUUGGGUCAUGGGUAAUGGAAAUUGUACGCAAUGUCCAGGCAAGUGUCUGUCCAGUGCUCAUUAUCAUGCCAACAAAACAAUGGUGAAAAAUCAAGUCAAGCUCGACGAAAUUAUCACCGAUAUCAAAGCUAGAUAUGACCUAGCAUCUCAGGACAAAUCUGACUAUCAGCAAAAAAUCACUACGACUGCAGAUGCGAAAGAACUGUUAAAGAAAGCAUUAAAGCAGAAGAUACAAGAUAUAAAAACCUUGUGUGAACAGUUACAUCAAUUAUGUUCGGGAUUCAAUCUGGCACAAGAGUUACACGCUCUUAUUCAUCAAUUAGACAUGGAAGCAUCAAUGUUAAACGAUAUCGAUGCUAAAACCCAGGCUACGACUUUUAUUCGAAGUUUAAAGGAAUUUUGUUCAGUGAUUGAAAAUGAACAGAGUUUGACGCAAAACAAACCAUCAAGAAUGAAUAUUAUCGAUACUGAACAAACUAUUCAAAGACAAACGUCUUGUCCACCCUCAGCAUUGUCAUCCAAUACGUCAUUGCAGGCUAAACCUGCUGCUACAUCGGGUUCUUAUGCCAAUGCAGACGUGCUUGCUACCCUUCGCGCCAUGGCAGAAGGACCACGAAGAGGCAAAAUGAAAAAGAAAGAAAGUCGACAGAAGAAGGAAGAAAGUGAUGAUGAAGUCGACGACGAAACUGAAUCAAUACAGGAGAGUAACGAUGGUGAGCAAGAAAGUGAUGGUGAAGCGAAAAGGCUUCCAAAAUCUGACAAGAAAAAACAACAGAAAGUCGACUUUGAACAAUUAACAGAUUUGACUAUUAAUGAACUUCUUACACGAUAUCGAUCAUGUGUAGAUCAACGUACGCAGAAUUUUUACAUAUAUGAAUUAACACAGCGAUCGCUUGGUAAAUCAAUUGGCCCGAUGAAAACAACGGCAAGCAUCGCUGACUUUACAACAAGUACCCAGAAGUAUUGUGCGCUUGGGUCAAAUUCGUUGAAAGAAAAAUACCAAGAACUCAAGCAACGUGUAACGGCAAUUACAGAGCCAGAUAUACUCAAAAUUGAUCAAGUAUCAUCUUAUCUUCUAUUUGAAAUUGCUGCUGUUCAAAAUCUUAUACAGCGUGCUCCUUCAGAAGAAAGUUCAUUAUCUCAAGAAAAUCAUCGUACUGCACAACUACCAACAGCUCAUCAAAGCAAUACGCCUACCAUGUAUCCUGGUAUCAAUACACCAGAUUUUGAUCGCUCGAUAAAUCAAGCACAGCAGUAUCAAUCAUUUCCAUCAACUAUGGCACAGCAAUACUGUGCUAAUAUGCAAAACCAGUUGUAUUCAGACAUACAUCCUGCUUCGCAUGUCCCUCAUCAACAACAAUACUUUCAAUCCAUUCACCGUCGUGAACCAACUCGUUCACCAAUACGAUCGUUCGAUAUACAAGGCAAACUCAAUCAAAUGCACAUCUCUUCUGAUAGUAACUAUCCGAAUUCACCAUCAACUACAAAUGGUGGUCGAAGCUCAGUGUCGCAUAGUAAUUUAAAUACAUCUAGUCUGUUCCUAGGCAAUCAUGAUGCUGAUCAGAAUGUUCGAUAUAUGCCUGAUGAUCAUCUUGUUUCCAAAUACAACGAUGCGUAUGCUUUGCGUAAUCAUGAACAAAGCAACAUUUUAUAUGCUGAACUUAAACGUCGCUGUCAAGGUGACCAUCCUUUGUUGAUACAAGAACAACAAGCAUUGUUCCAAUAUAUACAAAAGCAACACCAAAAUCUCUCGCUAGACAAACUUAACGCAACACGCUCAAUAAUUCUUGAAAAAAUUUGUGAUUGCUUGCCCAAUGGCGAUGCUACACAUAUAGGAAAUAUUCCUCCUGAAUUGAUUGUUGAAAUAGGCGCCAUUGCUCGACUAAUUUCGGCAAAACCGCUUUAA
Adineta ricciae is the source of this 3141-nucleotide messenger RNA. NCBI's taxonomy places the organism in Eukaryota, Metazoa, Rotifera, Eurotatoria, Adinetida, Adinetidae. The record is from the annotation of a GenBank genome assembly.